CCCGUACACUUCUGAACGUAUUUCUCCCCUCCCCCCUCCAGAGAGCCCUCCCUCAGCCGGACAUAUCUUCCUCUCUGCUGUCUCGUCUCUCUCUCUCUCCCUCCCUCUCCCUCUCAGGCGCCUGUUUGUCUAGCGUCCCUGCUGUCUGUUUCUUCCCUUCCCCCCUCUCCCUCUCCGCUCUAGCCCGACCGUCACCAUGGGCCCGAGACCGAAGCGCGAAAAGGGCAUCACCUUCUCGCUCGUCCAUCGCGACAGCCACGACCCGCUGUACCAUGAUGUGGAUGCCCCGGAGCGCGUCCUCGUGCCGGUGGUGUCCGGCAAUCGCAAUCGCCGGAAGGAUGCCCAGCGCCUGUCCGAGCUGGACAGCGAGGCAGCCUCGAGGUAUGCCGGCUCCGAUGACGAGCAGGAUCUGCUGGAUUCCGACGGGGAGCUUGACGACGAUCUGAUCGCGCGUCUCGGCGGCGUGGACUUCGAUGACGACGAGGAGGAGGCCUUUGAGCCGGACUUCGAGAUCGACGGCCCGGAUGCCCACCCCGAUGGGGAUGAUGACGACCUGGCGGCCCCGCGCCGCCACCGUGACCGAGCGCCCGUUCGGCGCCAUGUCCCCGGUGAGGCGGCCAAGUACGGCAUCUUCUUCGAUGAUCGUGACUACAAUUACAUGCAGCAUCUCCGGCCGAUGGUUGGUGGCCCGGGGGCUGUGUUCAUCGCGGCCAAGGGCGCCGAGCCCACCCGCGUCCGUGGCGAUGGCGGCUUCACUCUGCGUGACAGCGCGGCCCCGGGCUCCGGCGGCGAUCGUGCGGCCCUGACUCGUGCCGAGGUCGAGCGCCUCAACCUCCCGAGCGACAUCCUGCCGGCGUCCUACUCGGCGGUCGAGUAUGCCAAGACCCGGGGUGCCUUUGUGCCGGAGCUCGGUACCUACGGCAAGCUCGGCUCCGUCGGUGGCCCGCGGCCGGACCUGAGCGAGGACAUCCUCGAGGUCCUGGAAGCCCUGGACGACGAGGAGUACCUGGUGGACGGGGACUUCGAGGAUGACUUCUUCGCCAAGGCCGACGCCAAGCCGACGGCCGAGGACCGGGCGCGCCAGCGGGCCGAGGCCAAGGCCAGCCGCGCCGCCACCGGCCCCGGCGCCAUGCCCGAUGAUGAUGAGAUCCGCCGGCUCAUGAUGGCCGAUCAUGUGGACGAGUUCGGCAACCCGAUCCACGGCGAGGAGGAGUACUACCCCGGCGGUGAUUCGGACCUGGACGCCCAUGGCAGCGGCGGCGGGUACAGCGAUGAGGAUGGCUCUGGCUCCGUGAAUGCCGGCCAUGACUCGCGCUCGGACUUGGGCUUCAGCGAUGAGUUCGACGACGACGAGUUCGACGACGACGAGGAGUAUGGCGACUUCGACUUUGAUGGCGGUCGGCACCCGGCCCGGCGCUCGGUGCGCUUCGCCGAUGGCGACAAUGACCGGUACUUCGACAGCCGCACCGUCAUGACGACCACAUCGGCCUCGCUGGCGCGCACCGAGUCCCUCCGCUUCCUCGAUGACCGCUUCGAGCAGCUGCUCAACGAGUACGAUGUCGGCGACAUCGGCGAGCUGGAUGAGGAAGACCCCACGGUCAUGGGGCACGCCGAUAUGGCGCGCUACGAGUCGAUUUUGGACGAGUUCCUGACGGCCAAGCGCAAGGCUGCCGCGGACAAGGGUCUCGUCGGCCUGGAGCGGCUGCGCGGCAGUGCCCUUGAGGCCAUGGCGACCCCGGGCCCCGCCUCGGCAUCGGCUCCGGCCGAGUCCCCGGCCACCGGCGCCCAGCAGCAGCAGCAGCAGCAGUCCGCCAUCUCCCCGGAGGCUGCCGCCGCCUCGGCGGCCCUCCUGCAGCAGGACGUCGCGCGCUACAUCACCAAGUACGCCGAGACCGUGGACGAGUCUGGCAACCUGCCGGAUGAGCAUGAGGAGGUGGAGGUCGAGCCGCGCCAGAAGGAGGCCGAGUUCGAUUGCGAGAGUAUCCUCUCCACCUACUCGAACAUCAGCAACCGGCCGUCGGUCCUGAGUGAGUCCCGGCACCAGCAGCGCCGCAUGACCUCGGUCGAGAGCCUCGGUGGUGGCCGGUCGUCUUCCGGGUUCGGCCUGGCGCCGGCGCCGGCGCCGGCCAUCAAGAUCAAGAUCGGCCGGUCUGGUGUGCCGAUCGGUGGCUUCCGCAACAUCCAGCACUUCCGGGCCCAGGCUCGCCAGGAGUCGUCCCAGCGCAAGGGGGGUGCUGCCGUCGCCGCCGCGGCGGUCGACCAGCCGCCGUCGUCGGCCGCCCCGGUUGCUGCUGCCAUUGACAGCUACCCCGAUGACUAUGCCGCCGAGGAGGGCUACGAUCAGGAGGAUGGCGGCGAUGACUACGAGGACUACUAUGCCAGCUACGACACGGGCCCCGCGGUCGCCGCCCGGCCCCGGGACGAGACGCCCGAGGAGAAGCGCGCCCGCAAGAAGGCCAUCAAGGAGCAGCGCUCUGUCCGCCGCGCCACCAAGAAGGCCACCACCACCGCCUUCAAGACCGAGAAGACCCGCAUCGAGACGCAGGCCAUUCGCCAGCGCACCGCGCACAACAAUGCCCCGGUCAUUCUGUGA
Molecule: messenger RNA, 2593 nt
Organism: Fonticula alba
Lineage: Eukaryota; Rotosphaerida; Fonticulaceae
Exons: 4
Coding region: 197-2593 (798 amino acids)
Biological process (GO): ribosomal small subunit export from nucleus; ribosomal small subunit biogenesis
Cellular component (GO): cytosol; nucleus; preribosome, small subunit precursor
Source: RefSeq, a predicted model, not a curated record